AUGUGCCGGGUCUCCGGGUCGGCGUUGGACGCGACAAGGCUCGCAAAGUGGUUUUACUACCCAAAUGUCUCCUUUCUGAAAGGGAAGCAGAUUGGCGACGCAAAAGCACUGGCGAUUGCUGAGGGGCUCAAGGUGAACAAGACGCUGACUACGCUCAAUUUGAGUGUGAAUCAGAUUGGCGACGCUGGAACGAUUGCGAUAGCUGAUGCACUCAAGGUGAACACGACGCUGACUACGGUCUAUCUGGGUGAGAAUCAGAUUGGCGAUGCUGGAGCACAAGCGAUUGCUGAAGCACUCAAAAUGAACACGACGCUAACUGAGCUCGGUCUUCAUCAGAAUCAGAUUGGCGAUGCUGGAGCGCAAGCGAUUGCUGACGCACUCAAAGUAAACAAGACAGUGACUACGAUCUAUCUGUACACGAAUCAGAUUGGCGAUGAUGGAGCGCUGGCGAUUGCUGAAGCAUUCAAAGUGAACACGACGCUGACGACGCUCAGUCUACAACAGAAUCAGAUUGGCGAUGUUGGAGCACAGGCGAUUGCUGAAGCACUCAAAGUGACCAAGACGCUGACUACGCUCUUUCUGUGGCAGAAUCAGAUUGGCGAUGCUGGAGCACAGGCGCUUGCUGAGGCACUCAAAGCAAACGGGCAAUAUCACUUCGGCCUUGACCAGCAGCGUGUUCCGUCGUCUGCCGAACUGGCGCAGAUUGCAGCUCGUGCCGCUGCGAACGUGGCAGAGAUUCAGCAAUUGCGCUCCGAUCUCACUGCCAAAGAUAAGACGCUGCAGCAGCUUCGAUCCGAUCUUGCUGCCAAAGACCAGCAGCUUACCGCCAAAGCUCAGGCGCUCGUUGCCAAGGAUCAGGAGCUUGCUGCCAAGAAUCGUGAACUAAAGUCAGCUCUUGAUCAGAUCGAUGUACUUGAACGCAACCAAGCCGCCUGUGGAUCUUUUUCGAACUUUGACGGACCCGUCCCACAAGUGCCUCUCGCAACGCUUGUCUCCGCCACGAACAACUUUGCCACUGAUUCUCUGCUCGGCGAAGGAGCAUUUGGUCGUGUGUACAGCGCCAGUCUGCCUGGCCCUCGUGUUGCCAUCAAAAAGCUAUCCGCCGAAUCCAAGCAAGGCACGGUCGAAUUCAAGUCGGAACUGGACUCUUUGUCCAAAUUCCGCCACGCAAACAUUAUUGCCAUUCUUUCGUAUGCAGAAGAAGGCGACGAGCGAUGCCUGGUUUACGAAUUCAUGCCCAACGGAUCGGUCCGCGAUCGUUUGAAUCGCAAAAACAACACUCCUCCGCUGACCUGGUCUCAGCGCCAUCGCAUCGCGGCCGAUGUUGCCCGCGGCAUGCACUACGUCCAGACAGCCUUUCCUGACCAUGCAUUGUUCCACCUCGACCUCAAGACAGACAAUGUGCUAUUGGACGCGUACUUUAACGCAAAAGUGGCUGAUUUUGGUCUUGUUCGUGCUGCCCAGCUGGAUGAUCAGAGCUACCUUCGCACAUCGAACGUCCAAGGUACCAAGGCUUACAUGUGCCCCGAGUUCCUCAUCGAGGGCAGAAUGACCAUCAAGACGGACGUUUAUGCAUUUGGCAUGAUUUUGCUCGAGCUCGCGACCGCCGCCAAGCCCGGGCCCAGACUGAAAACUGAUAUGCGCAAGGCUGUGAAAACCCAGAAAUUUGUUGAGAUGCUGGACUCGGCCCUCAAACCAAGCGAGGCAGAGCUCCAGAGCAUCAGCGAGCUUGUCACGCUUGCGAUGGAGUGUCUUGACGAAGCUGCCGAUGACCGUCCAUCGUUUGGUAGCAUCCUUGUUUCGUUGGAUCCUUGAUGACAAGCGGGAAAUGUGGUACUGGUGGUCUAGUGUCAUGUACGAAUGAGGGUUAGUCGUCCCGUCAUUUUCGC
Capsaspora owczarzaki ATCC 30864 is the source of this 1889-nucleotide messenger RNA. RefSeq lists its product as hypothetical. The coding region runs from base 1 to 1815 and encodes 604 amino acids. The transcript has 10 exons. Gene Ontology annotation, molecular function: protein binding; ATP binding; protein kinase activity. The record is from RefSeq and is a predicted model, not a curated record. Gene Ontology annotation, biological process: protein phosphorylation. NCBI's taxonomy places the organism in Eukaryota, Filasterea, Ministeriida, Capsasporidae.